GUGAAACUGCGUUCACCUUCAAUGCCCCUCCAACUCCCCAAGUCUCUCCCUCUCUCUCUCUAUUAACUCAUCAACUCUCUCUCUCUCUCUCUCUCUCUGAAAUUUCUCACACUCACUGAACUCAAAAAACACACACAAGGCAGCACACAAGACGCGGAAUGGAGAGCCAAAGCAAGUCGAGCAUGGACAGGGCGGCAGCGCCGGGCGACGCUAAGGUGGUGGGUCAUCCGCCGAAGGCCUUCAGGCGUCCUGAUCUGCUGCUUCGCACCCUGGCGCUGGCGCUCACUCUGGCGGCCGCGAUCGUGGUCGGCGUCGACAAGGAGUCCAAGAUAGUCCCCGUCGCCAUCUCCCAGAGCCUCACGUUGCACGUCCGUGCCACCGCGAAGUGGCAAUACAUGUCUGCUUUCGUGGUUUAUAUGCUCCUGUACAUAUCUCAUUCAAUUUCAGCUUCAGCAUUUGCCACCCUAAUGAUGUCAUUUAUUCUCCGAAAUGCCGUCUUCAGAUACUUCCUGGUGUCGAAUGCCGUCGCGUGCUCGUACGCGGCCGCAUCCCUCAUGUACAUCGCCUUUGCCGGGGCCGCCCGCAGUGCCAAAGCAGAUUUAGCCAUUAGUGUGCUUGACAUCGUCGUGAUGGGGCUGCUUCUGUCCGCCAGCGGCGCGUCCGCCGCCAUCGGCGUGAUCGCCCAACGCGGCAACUCCCACGUGCAGUGGAACGAGGUCUGCCACGUGUUCGGCGGCUACUGCCACCAGAUGACGUCAGCGUUCGCGCUGUGUCUCCUCGGCUCGUUUGCGUUCCUGCUGCUCGCGGUGCUCAACGUCAUGGACCUCCACAAGAAGGCAACGCAAAGAUGAAAAUUGAAGGUAUAAAAUGAUCAAUACCGUUUGGUGGGGAAAGUUAAUACUUGUGUGGCUAGGGCUUUUGAUUUUCUCUCUUUGUCCGGUGAUGGGUUGGUUUGAAGGGUAAGUAGGGAGUCGUAGCAAGGUGGAUGGGGCUGUGGUUUGACUCGUAGUAAAAGUUGAGUUGGCCAUUUUUAGCUGCAGAGAUCUGGUGAGUUGGCGAUUCGGGGCAAGUGCUUCAUGUGUUAGAGCUACAGUACUUCCUGUUGGUUCUUCUGAAAGUAUUAACUACAUUGAAUCUGAUAUUGGCUCUCU
Messenger RNA from Rhodamnia argentea, 1151 nucleotides. RefSeq names its product CASP-like protein 1E1. The record is from RefSeq and is a predicted model, not a curated record. The transcript has 2 exons. NCBI's taxonomy places the organism in Eukaryota, Viridiplantae, Streptophyta, Magnoliopsida, Myrtales, Myrtaceae. The coding region runs from base 159 to 851 and encodes 230 amino acids.